Staurois parvus is the source of this 768-nucleotide messenger RNA. The record is from the annotation of a GenBank genome assembly. NCBI's taxonomy places the organism in Eukaryota, Metazoa, Chordata, Amphibia, Anura, Ranidae.
AUGGAGUUCCUGCUUCUUGGAUUCACUAAUGAAAGAGACAUAAAUGUCAUACUCUUCACUUUCUUUCUCUUGGUUUACAUAUUGACCCUGUUGGGAAACAUCACCAUAAUCUCGCUGACUAGGACCAAUGUUUCUCUAAGAACCCCUAUGUAUUUUUUCCUGAAUAAUUUUGCUUUCCUUGAGAUAGGCUAUACCACAGUUACUGUACCCAGAAUGCUAUCUGAUCUCAUCUCUGGGAAUAUGACUAUCUCCUUUAAUAGCUGCAUCAGUCAGAUGUAUUUCUUUUUUUUCUUUGGCACCACAGAAUUCUUUAUUCUGGCUCUAAUGGGAUUUGACCGUUAUCUUGCCAUCUGCCGCCCUCUUCAUUACAACAACAUCAUGAAUUUUCAGUUCUGCUUUCAGUUGGUAAUCGGAUCUUGGAUCAGUGGAUGCAUGGUUCCAGUGGUACCCACCAUAGUCCUUUCUCAGAAGCCAUUUUGUGGCUCAAAAACCAUCCACCAUUUUUUCUGCGAUGUUGGUCCACUGGUAAAGCUUUCAUCAGCUGACACAGUCUUCUUAGAUACUUUUGUCCCUUAUUGUUUCUGCUGUUGUGGUUCUUGGCUCCCUACUUCUUGUUAUAGUGUCAUAUGUUCUUAUCAUAUCCACCAUUUUUCAAAUAGCUUCCUCAUCUGGCCGUACCAAAGCCUUCUCUACAUGUACGUCCCAUCUUUUUGUUGUGACAAUUUUCUUUGGCACUGUGAUCUUUAUGUAUGUCCGUCCAUCCUCUGA